Messenger RNA from Trichomonas vaginalis G3, 396 nucleotides. RefSeq lists its product as uncharacterized. Lineage: Eukaryota; Parabasalia; Trichomonadida; Trichomonadidae. The record is from RefSeq and is a predicted model, not a curated record. Bases 1 to 396 code for a protein of 131 amino acids. The transcript has a single exon.
AUGACUCAACCUAUUUUCGAGUUCAGUGCUGCACGAGCCAAAGCGGAAAUUGCCCAGGCUACUACUAUACAUCCAAAUCUUCUUCUUUCUCUUUAUGAAAUCAGCCAGAAAAAGAAAAUGGAAGCCGAAAAGGAAAAGGCUUCUAAGAAAGCAAGCAAAAUAGACAAAAAGGACAAAAUGGAGAGAAAAGGUAAUAAGGAUAAGAAAGAUAAGUAUCGCAAUAACAAAUUCAACGAAACAAAAGAAAUGAAAAAGGACAAUAAACAUAAAAGCAAAAACGAAAUCGUUAAUAUUGAUGUACCACAGAGCGUCCUGAAGAAUAUUCUGAACGAAGCUGGAAUUAAAACAGAUGGAUAUGAAAUUACUCUCCGUUCUGUUCCUAAAUCACUUGACUAA